Molecule: messenger RNA, 1594 nt
Organism: Apis mellifera (honey bee)
Lineage: Eukaryota; Metazoa; Arthropoda; Insecta; Hymenoptera; Apidae
Gene: RIOK2
Product: serine/threonine-protein kinase RIO2
Exons: 5
Coding region: 1-1527 (508 amino acids)
Biological process (GO): protein phosphorylation; maturation of SSU-rRNA
Cellular component (GO): nucleus; preribosome, small subunit precursor; cytosol
Molecular function (GO): protein serine/threonine kinase activity; ATP binding
Source: RefSeq, a predicted model, not a curated record
AUGGGAAAAUUAAAUGUAACAAUUUUACGAUAUUUAACUCGAGAUGAUUUUCGAGUUUUAACAGCGAUUGAAAUGGGAAUGAAGAAUCAUGAACUUGUUCCUGCAUCAUUAGCUGCUCAAAUAGCAAAUUUACGUUAUGGCGGUGUACAUAAGUUAUUGAAAGAACUGUGCAAGCAUAAACUUCUCAGUUAUGAACGUGGAAAACAUUAUGAUGGUUAUCGUUUAACAAAUGCUGGUUAUGAUUAUUUAGCUUUGAAAGUUUUGGCACAAAGAGGUAUUAUUAAUUCUUUUGGUAAUCAAAUUGGAGUGGGAAAAGAAUCUAAUAUAUAUAUUGUUGCAAAUGAUAAUGGAGAUCAAGUAUGCUUGAAACUACAUAGAUUAGGAAGAACUUGUUUUAGAAAUAUUAAAGGUAAAAGAGAUUAUCAUCAACACAGAAAAUCAGCAUCAUGGUUAUAUCUAUCUAGAAUAUCAGCAACAAGAGAAUAUGCAUAUAUGAAAGCACUUUUUGAUAGAGGAUUUCCGGUACCUGAACCAAUUGAUUUCAAUAGACAUUGUGUUGUUAUGGAGCUGGUUGAAGGUGGACCUCUAUGUGGUGUGUACAAGAUAGAUGAUGUUGAAUCGUUAUACGAUGAAUUAAUGAAUAUGAUUGUAAAACUUGGAAAUCACGGUGUUAUUCAUGGAGAUUUUAAUGAAUUUAAUAUUAUGAUAACAAAUAGUGGAAAAGCAAUUCUUAUUGACUUCCCACAAAUGAUUUCCACUGAGCAUGUAGAUGCUAAAUUUUAUUUCGAAAGAGAUGUAAAUUGUGUUCGUGAUUUUUUUAAAAGACGUUUUGGCUAUGAAAGCGAAUUAUAUCCAAUGUUUGAAGAUAUUUUAAGAGAAGAUUGUAUAGAUGUGGAAAUUAAAGCCAGUGGACUUACAAAGCAAAUGGAAAAGGAUCUUUUGAAAGAAAUGGGAAUGAUUGAAAUUGAAGAUGAAGAAAUUGAGGAAGAAUGUAAAGAGAAUGUGGAUGAAGAAAAUAGUAUAAAUGAUAGUGAAAUUAAUAAUUUAAGACUUCAAGUCGAAAAUUCCGUAAGAAAUGAAUUUACAUCGGAGGAAACAUUUGUAAAUGCGGUAACAAAUGAAGAGAAAAAUUUAUUUGUAUCAUCUACAGAAAAUCAUAUUAUAGCAGGUGUUAAAAAUAUCGAUAUAUGUAAUUCAAAUGAAAAUAUGAUGAAUCCAAAUUCGCAUAAUUUAAAUGUGACAAAUAAUGAAGAAACGAAUUCAUUUUUUACUACAGAAACAUCUAAUUUAGAUGAUGAAUAUGUAGAAACAUUAAGUGAUUCCAAAAGUAUAUAUAGUACUACUACAGCUGCUACAAUUGCUCCUGAAAUUAUUAAAAAAAAAGUGAAAGCAGCUUUACAGAAACGUGAAAAAAGAGAUCAAUCCAGAAGAAUUCUUGUGAAAGGAGAGGCAAAUGCAGUAACUAGAAUUAGAAGGGAGAAUAGGGAUACAAUUAAACAAUCGACAGGAAUAUGGGGUUGGGAAUAAAAAUCAUAAUAAUAAUCACUUUUUUAUGAUUAUUCAUUAUAGAUAAUUUAUUUGAUGGAAAAAAAAA